Xenopus tropicalis (tropical clawed frog) is the source of this 975-nucleotide messenger RNA. It is a transcript of the gene or5ar37, whose product is annotated as olfactory receptor family 5 subfamily AR member 37. Bases 1 to 975 code for a protein of 324 amino acids. Gene Ontology annotation, cellular component: membrane; plasma membrane. The transcript has a single exon. The record is from RefSeq and is a predicted model, not a curated record. Gene Ontology annotation, molecular function: olfactory receptor activity; G protein-coupled receptor activity. NCBI's taxonomy places the organism in Eukaryota, Metazoa, Chordata, Amphibia, Anura, Pipidae. Gene Ontology annotation, biological process: signal transduction; detection of chemical stimulus involved in sensory perception of smell; G protein-coupled receptor signaling pathway.
AUGUAUGGGAUCCACAAGAGCCAAAUGAUGCUAGGAAACCACACAACGCCAUUUGAGUUUAUUUUUCUUGGGUUGUCCAAUGUCCCAAGUGCUGGUCUUCCGUUGUUUGUAUUAUUCCUUCUUAUCUAUCUGAUGACAUUAGUUGGGAACCUUCUGAUUCUCCUCAUGAUCUGUACCGAUUCUCACCUCCAUACCCCUAUGUACAUGUUCCUGAGCAACCUAGCAGGACUGGAUAUCUUUUAUUCCACCGUUACGUCUCCCCGAAUGCUCAGCGAUUUCUUCUCAAAAACCAAGACAAUCACCCUCCCUGUCUGUAUCACCCAAUUCUUCUUCUUCUUCUCAUUUAUUUGUAUUGAACUGUACUUGUUGGCUGCCAUGUCUUAUGACAGAUAUGUAGCCAUUUGCCACCCACUGCAUUAUAUUCAAAUAAUGCACCCUAAAUUCUGUGCCAUGAUGGUGUCAGUAGCUUGGGCUGGUGGGUUUCUUACUUCAUUAAUACACACCCUUUGUACACUUAGGUUGACUUUCUGUGGACCAAACCUAAUCCAGGGUUUCUUUUGUGACCUCCCACAGUUAUUUGCACUUUCCUGUACAAACACCUUCGUUAAUGUCCUGGUAAUGUUUCUGGUUGGCAUAUUUAUGGGUUCCGGUGCUCUAGGGAUAACAUUUGUCCCCUAUAUCCAUAUAUUUCGAACCAUUAAAAAGAUCAAAACCUGGCGAGGUAAAUUGAAAGCCUUCUCCACCUGUGCGUCUCACUUGACAGUUGUCUUUGUAUUCUAUGGUACCCUCAUUUUUACUUAUCUCCGCCCAACUCCCCGCAAUGGUUUUUCUGAAGAUCGACUUGUAUCUGUUGUCUACACCGUUGUUACCCCUAUACUGAAUCCAAUCAUCUACAGCCUGAGAAACAAGGAUCUUAAAGAAGCCUUCAGAAGAACUGCUCGCAAAAUUGGCUUCCUAAGAUACAACACAAGCUAG